AUGACGAGUCGCUGGCUUGAAGAGACAUGUUUUUUUGUUUUGUUUUGUUUCUGUAGAUGUACAGACUCGAAACUCUUUAGCUGUCAUUGGGUGCCCUUUCUUCUCUCGUGGUUUGAUGCCAGACAAAACGGCACUCCGAUCAAUUCUUGCAACCAGACACGAAUUAACUCCCCUGGAUUCCUAUCGAGUCCUGGUUACCCAAGAGCGUAUGCGGGUCACACCAAUUGUUUUUAUCAUUUAAAGGCACCGAGUGACAACAAAAUCAAACUGGAAUUUCUCGUGUUUGAUAUUCAAAGCAACACCCAUUGUCGAUACAAUUACUUGCAGAUAUUUGAUGGGCCAGACAUGUCCUAUCCACACAGCGAAAAGCACUGCGGGAAUCAGGAUCUGGGAUUUUAUUAUUCCACUGCCCCCGAAAUACUGAUUCGAUUUGUAUCGACAAGCUCCUAUUACAGCGGUGCAGGCUUUCACGUUCGAUUUAGCUUCCACACCUCGUUCACUACAGACCACAGCAACCAAUCAGGCUCUGAUGAUAUUAUUGAACCAAUGGAUGGUAAGUUGAAAAAUCAGAGUUCUUGA
Molecule: messenger RNA, 579 nt
Organism: Acanthosepion pharaonis
Lineage: Eukaryota; Metazoa; Mollusca; Cephalopoda; Sepiida; Sepiidae
Source: the annotation of a GenBank genome assembly